AUGCCUACACCACCCAAGCGGCCCGGCGACGACGCACUCGAUGGCGACGCCUCCCACGCCUGUGCCGGCCUCUCCCACAACCGCUCUAAUAAGGCCCCGCGACUGAAAGAGAGCAAUGCCAGCGUCCUCCGCCAUACCCACGGCGACUUGUCCGGCGCAGUCAAGAAGAAGACGUCGGGCUCAACGCGGACGGGUCAGGCAUGCGAUCGCUGCAAGGUGAGUCCUCACAUAUCCAACCACUUGCAUCAAUCGCACACGGCACUUGCAUGUGAUGGACCUCUCGCUGACGGUGACCUCGACAGGUCCGCAAGAUACGAUGCGACGCCCGACCCGGCGGCUGUUCGCCAUGCCUCCAGAACAAUACCGAAUGCAAGACCACCGAUCGCAUCACCGGCCGUGCCACCUCCCGCGGUCACACAGAACAGAUCGAGAAUGAGAAUGCCAUGCUGAAGAUGUACAUGAUCGAGUUGCAACAGCAGCUGAGGAACAAUGGUCUUGAGCCGAAGCCGGCCCCGUCGUCGUCGCAAGGCAACGAUGGCUCGUGGGAAGACAUGCACACUUGGAACUCGCAGCCACCAUCAAACUCGGCUGCGGACUCUACGCAGGAGCAUGGUGACCGACAGAGUCCUCAAGGAUCGCUGCUUCCACACUUCAGGCCGGACUGCAUCGGCGACAACUACUUGGGCGUGUCGUCGGAGAACAACUGGCUGAGUCCCAUCGAAGGCACGUCGCUCGCCCUCUUCGGCACCAAGAUCGACUUGGCUGAAUUCAUGCCCUCCGAGUCCGAUCCCGCCGAAGCCCCCAUGUCGUAUCGCACCUUCCUCAACUACGCCUUCGGAAGGACCCAGCCAUACACUCCCGAACUCCCUCCAUACGAGCAGUGCAAGGUCUAUGCCGAGUGGUACUUCCGAUCCGUCCAGCAGUUCAUACCCAUCCUGCACAAGCCCGACUUCAUGGACCUGCUCAAACGCAUCCACCACGACAACUACCAGUCCAAUGCAGCCGAGACAGUCAUGGUCCACAUGGUCCUCGCGGUAAUCAACUACCAGUUCUCCGCUCGCAAUGGCAAUGACCAGGCACGGCAGGACGCUAUGAGCCACUACCACUACGCAUUGAGCUUCGUCCCAGAGUUGAUAGCCGGCCACACGCUCCAGGACAUCCAGGCACUCACCAUCAUAUGCUCGCAGCUUAGGAAUCAGCCUCGGCCUGGGGCCACCUGGAUGUUCACGAACCUGGUGAUGGGCUUAGCCAUUGAAUCCGGUCUGCAUCGCUCAGCAAGGGCUUGGCAAGGCUCGACGAUGAAUCAGGACCCACACCACCUCGAAAUGCGGAAGCGAAUCUUCUGGAGCCUGAUGAUCACUCACGUUCACGUCAGUGGUAAGCUGGGAAGGCCCAUGCCCUUGCGCGUGGAAGACUUUGACAUCGAGAUGCCAGAGCCAACACCAGAUCAUCUGCCUGAGGAGACCGAAUUGAGCGAGUGGAAAAGGUGUUCUUGGCGAGCUGGUGCGUCCGGCUUCCCGCUAUUGAGGAUCAUGAUGCAGGUCUACUCCACCAUCUACUCGAUAAAAUCGACCGGACAGUACGAGACCAACGUCAAAGCCUUGGAGAAGGAGCUGGAUGAGUUUGCGGAAUCAAUCCCUCCAGAACUGAGAGGUGGCCGCGAGACCACGGACGAAGACCGGGUCUCAGCUCUGUACCUGGACAUCUCCAUUGCAGAGUGCCAGCUUCUACUUCACCAUCCUUCGCUCUGUCGCUCGUCAUCGCCACAGGUCAUGAGCAGCAACCUCGACACCUGCAUCCACUGGAGCGGCAGAUUGCGAUCUAGCGCCGUGCAGCUCAAGACGUUGAAGAGUCUUGAUACCACGUGGUACUACGCGACGGAUUUCCUGGCUGCGAUCUUCACGACACUGUUCGCAUCUACGGAGAGAAGAGAGCAGAUGGACUCGUCUGAUCUGCAGCGCCUCCGCCAUGAGAUGGACCAAUGGCUGGACGUGAUGGGUGAAGUCGGAACACUACUUGGUAUGUGCCAUCAUCAAGAUUGAACAUUCAUAACUCAUCUGACUUACUUGCUCUAGGUACUGGGCCCGCUCUGCAGAGUGCAGUACGCGGCAUCAUUGACUUCUCCCUCGAUCACAUUAGCGCGCACGUUGCCGCCAAGACCGCCUCUGCUGCCGUUACUUCCACUGCCUCUCCUCCCUCACAAGAUCAGACACCGGCGCAACAGCCAUAUGAGAACGCCAACAGCGCCAACGGUUACUAUUCGGAGCACUCGGGCACACAGGAUCUCAACGGCGUACAGCAUCCGGCGUACAACGAAGCUCAGCAAGGCCAUGCGUCGCAGGGCCCGGCUACGUAUCCGCCUCCGACUCAAUAUCCCUAUGGCACAGCGCAGCCCAAUGGGAUCCCGUACGCUACUACGACCCCCGCUGGCUUCGACACCGCGGCCUAUCCAAGCGACCAGAAGCCGGACAUGGAAGCAGAACUGGCCGCACAUACUGCUUCCAUCGCCACGCCACAGCAACCAGUUCCGUCGAACUUCAUGCAGGCUAUAUCAUCACCGGCACCGGGCUCCAGCGGCUUCCAGCAGCCUCCUCAGGUGGCUGUUAUGAAUGGGCAAGCUGCGUUUCCACAAUCUGGACCGGCCGCUUGGCGGCACUUCGCAGACAACAUGAUGACCAACGUCAGCGGCCAAGAUUACAUGAACUCGGCGGGGGCACUCAUGGCGAUGAGUGCGGGGAAGCCCGAUGCGUCGGUCUUGCCGUCGGAAAUGGCCGUGGCGACCAUGGGUAAUUUCCAGGUCCCGGCUGGUGAUCCGAACCAGCCCUGGCCGCUGAUUCACUACAACGGCGGCAGUGGACACAGUCAUCAACGACAGUGA
Molecule: messenger RNA, 2878 nt
Organism: Lecanosticta acicola
Lineage: Eukaryota; Fungi; Ascomycota; Dothideomycetes; Mycosphaerellales; Mycosphaerellaceae
Source: the annotation of a GenBank genome assembly